This is a messenger RNA of Acaulospora morrowiae, 146 nucleotides long. Lineage: Eukaryota; Fungi; Glomeromycota; Glomeromycetes; Diversisporales; Acaulosporaceae. The record is from the annotation of a GenBank genome assembly.
AAAUAGAAUAUCUUGAAGCAUUGGGAUUAAUCAAUUUUCCAGAAAUUGGUGAAAACAGUCAUUCAGAGGUUAAUUCAUUACCAGAAGCCAAAAGAACAUAUCUUGAAACAUUGGAAAUAUUAGCACAUAUCCCUAAAUUUCAUUAA